Molecule: messenger RNA, 1008 nt
Organism: Cantharellus anzutake
Lineage: Eukaryota; Fungi; Basidiomycota; Agaricomycetes; Cantharellales; Hydnaceae
Product: putative F-actin capping protein beta subunit
Exons: 7
Coding region: 124-873 (249 amino acids)
Biological process (GO): cell morphogenesis; barbed-end actin filament capping; actin cytoskeleton organization
Cellular component (GO): F-actin capping protein complex; cytoplasm
Molecular function (GO): actin filament binding
Source: RefSeq, a predicted model, not a curated record
CGGUGAACAAACCUGGCUCGAGAGAGUGCAGUGACUCGGAAGCAAAAGAAUCAAUUAAAACUCGUCAGUCUCGUUACCUCGAUCGCCUCUUGAUUUGCGGCGAGCGGAGCCUAAGAUACAACAAUGUCGGAGAUGGACUUGCUCGACAACAUGCUCGAUUUGGCUCGUAGACUUCCCCCUGCAAACAUCGAGCAAACCGUUGCUAGCUUGGUUGAGCUGUGCCCAGAGUAUGCGGAUGAACUGCUCGGAUCGGUCGACCAACCACUUCAAAUACUCACCGAUGCAGCCACCGGACGCGAAUACCUCAUAUGUGAUUAUAAUCGUGAUGGGGAAAGCUACAGGUCGCCAUGGUCCAAUGAAUAUGAUCCCCCUCUGGAUGACGCAACAUAUCCCUCAGCGAAAAUAAGGAAACUUGAGAUUGCAGCUAACGAUGCAUUUGAUACAUACAGAGAAAUGUACUUUGAGGGCGGAGUAUCAUCUGUUUUCCUUUGGGAUCUCGACGAUGGGGGCUUCGCAGGCGUGGUUCUCUUGAAAAAGACAUUGAAUUCUGAGAAAGGAGUGACUGGUUCCUGGGACUCAAUACACGUAUUUGAGGCAUCAGAACGCGGCCCAGAGAAGGGAAAAGUAGAACUGAGUGGGAGUAUGACACGUCAAAUUGAACAAGAUGCGCCGUUGACCGAUGCAUCAUCACAUAUCUCAAACACCGGACGAAUGGUCGAGGAUCACGAGCUCAAGAUGCGAAACCUACUGCAAGAAGUAUACUUUGGAAAGACCAAAGAUGUGGUUUACGACCUUCGAAGCAUUGACAGCCUAGAAAAAGCAAGACGACAACGAGAAUUACAAAAGGAGCUGGCUGGUUUGCUGAAACGGUAGAACAUUUGACCAAGUUUCCAAUGAGUCAUUAUUGUGCAGCGUUGUUUGCGAUUGGGACUCUCUUACAUGUGUCAAACGAAUCUCGCGGAGGGGUCGGUUCUUCUCAUUUACGGGAUCCUUCUCCAUUGCAUCCAG